Mercenaria mercenaria is the source of this 2979-nucleotide messenger RNA. RefSeq names its product putative aminopeptidase W07G4.4. Gene Ontology annotation, molecular function: metalloaminopeptidase activity; manganese ion binding. The transcript is spliced from 16 exons. Gene Ontology annotation, cellular component: cytoplasm. NCBI's taxonomy places the organism in Eukaryota, Metazoa, Mollusca, Bivalvia, Venerida, Veneridae. Bases 144 to 1691 code for a protein of 515 amino acids. Gene Ontology annotation, biological process: proteolysis. The record is from RefSeq and is a predicted model, not a curated record.
GGCUUCCUGGAAAAGAAUUUUAACUUUCUGUUUUACAGUUCUGAGAGAAAGAUAUUUUUAUUCUAUUUAUAUUUUACUCAAUGUUUUAAUAAAGUUAUAUCAUUUGUUUGCCAAUUCCUGGGCUGUGAAGGGCUCUAUCUGAGAUGGCUUUUAAAAUCAGAGUACCAGAGUUGGUUGCUAACAUAGAUGUGAAGGAUGCAGAGUACGACUGUGUGGUCGUUGUUACAAACAAGGUGGAAAAACUAGUUGGAAAUCUUCAAUGUCUAAAAGCUCCUAUUGAAAAUUAUGCCAAGGUGGACAGUAUUGAAGAUGUUGUGUUGAUACCGACAGAUGAGGUGCCAUCUAAAAGAUUGAUAUGGUCACCAACUGGACCGUUGGACAGGGACUAUGAUGAUGUGAGAAGAUUCUAUGAUGCAGGUUAUAAAGGCAUGAAGAGAGCAAUGAAGGCAGGGAGUAAGAAGCCACUGUUUGUACGACCAAUUGACAAAACAUUUCCAGAGGCUGGAAAUUGUGCAUCACUCGGUGCUUUGCAGGCAGCUUAUGUGCCAUUAGAAAUCCGUGAAGAUGUUCCAGAGAAGGCAAAGAAGGUUGAGAAGAUAGGGAUCUGGUGUGAUGAUCUGGAUCGUGUGCAAGCCGGCAUUAAAAAACUUAAUGCGCUAGAAAUUGGGAGAAUUGUUACCCGAGACAUUGGUGGAUCGGACCCGGAAAGAAUGGCCGCCCCAAGAGUUGAAGAAUAUGUGAGAGAUAUCUUCAAGGAUACUAACAUAAAGGUGGAGGUGAUUUCUGAUGUAGCAGUAUUUGAGAAGGAGUACCCUCUGCUUGCUGCCGUCAACAGGGCAGCCAGAAUGGUACCCAGACACCAGGGACGAUUGAUAUAUCUUACGUAUGAAGGGGAAGGUACUAUCGAAAAGACAGUGUUUCUAGUUGGAAAGGGAAUAACAUACGACACUGGUGGAGCCGACAUCAAAGCUGGUGGGGUCAUGGCAGGCAUGCACAGAGACAAAUGUGGAGCAGCAACUGUGGCUGGUUUCUUCAAGACAUUGUCAGAACUGAAGCCAAAGGGAAUCAAAGUUGUUGGAAGUAUGUCAAUGGUCAGGAAUAGUGUUGGAUCAGAGUGUUAUGUUGCUGAUGAAAUCAUCACAUCUCGUGCAGGAGCACGUGUCAGGGUCGGGAACACAGAUGCUGAGGGACGGAUGGUGAUGGCUGACGUCCUUUGUAGGAUGAAAGAAUUGGCCCUGGAUGCUGUCAAUCCUCAGCUGUUUACAAUUGCAACAUUGACUGGACAUGCCAUCAGGGCCUAUGGUGAAGAUUAUUCAAUAAUUAUGGACAAUGGACCUGCACGAAAGAUAAACACAAGCUCAGACAUACAGGCUGCGGGUGACAUACUGGCUGAUCCAUUUGAAAUUUCUACAAUCCGAAGAGAUGACUAUGAAUUCCACACUGGCAAGUCGGAAUAUGAGGAUGUUCUGCAGUGUAACAACCAACCAUCAAGUGCCACUGCACGUGGUCACCAGAGCCCUUCAGCUUUCAUGAUCAAGGCAUCAGGACUUGAUAAGCAUGGAAAUGACUCAGACAAGCCCCUGCCCUACUCCCACUUGGAUAUUGCAGGCUCUAGCGGACCAUUCCCUGGUGUACCUACAGCCGCACCACUUCUAGCUCUGGCUGGACAUUUCAUUUUGCCGAGAGUUUAGGCAUUCGGCACCAAUACUUAACUUGUAUAAACUGUAAAUGAAAACCUGGAUCAAAUUCAGAAAUUAAUGUAUUAAGUGGAGAUACUAGACAGCUAUAAUCAUACUGUAUGUGUGCUUUGUUUCCAGAUAUCUUUUUUUCAUUUGACUGUUAUAUAUUGAUUGAUGUUGAUAUGUCUAAGUGAAAUACAUACUGUUUGUACAUACAUGUGAACCUACACAAAAGCUCAAGGGGGAUUUCAGACUUUCCAAACACGGCAGUUUUUGUUUUGAAGAGGAUUUUAUGUAGUGAUGCACACUUUUUGCAUUUGAGCAGUUCCCAUUUUGGUGGCUCGAAACUCUAAAAAACUUGCUGAUUCCUUUGUGACUUCGAGCGUUCAUUGUUUUACUGUAUUAUCUAAAAUUUUACAAAACUGAAAUUGACAUGUUACAACAUUAGAAUACAGUUCACUUUAGAAAACAAACAUUUCAACGUUAUUUUUACAUUACAUGCUAUACACGUCAAAGGAGAUUGGUUUAUAUUAUUGUGUAGGAUUAUCGAAGAUAUUACACAAUCCUUUUAGCUUGCAAUUGGUGAAGUACCCAAUUAAGUAUACAGUGAGUUGUAUACAAUGUGUAUGAAAAGAAUUGGAACCACUGCCUUACCCUUGCAUGAUAGUAAGAGGUGACUUUGCUGUAACUCUGUGAUGGAUUCCAGCAGGUAUGCAAAUUUUGAUUCCAUACCUCAUGUUUUUAUUUGGAUGUAAAUGAGAUGUGAAACGAAAAAUUGUAGUCCUGUUUGGCACCAUAUAACCUAUACUGUGUUGGUGCACCGUAAAACCCAAAUAAAUAAAUAAAUGUAUACAAUGUACAUAAAAUAGAAUAGAUAUUGUUUUAAAUGUAAGAGUAGAUGAUUGAUUUUAUAACCAAAUCAGAUAAUAUGACAGAAAUAAUCAGUUGUGUAGGUUCACCUGUAGGCUGAUAUUACUCUGUUUUGCUCCAUGCAAAUAUGGGCCUAUAAGAUUUGGGGUGAAAAUUUCUCUUUAAAUAUGUAACAAAAACUUUACCUAUCUGGCUACCUGAGGAUUUUCCGUUGUGCAUGGGUUUACAGGUGUUCCACGUAAUUGACAAAUAUAUAUCUUAUUUAUUUUCUUUUAUGGAAUGGCUUGCUGGUCAAUAGUCAGUAUUAUUUGCCUGAGGUCUAAGGCAUAUCAAAUAUGAACAAAAAAUGUGAUCGAAGUAUUGUUCUCAGGAAUAACCUUGAGUAUAUAUAUAUAGAUUUAUCUAAUAAAAUACUACACAACAAUAGAAA